Cebus imitator (Panamanian white-faced capuchin) is the source of this 2692-nucleotide messenger RNA. RefSeq names its product URI1 prefoldin like chaperone (gene URI1). Gene Ontology annotation, biological process: negative regulation of transcription by RNA polymerase II; negative regulation of phosphatase activity. NCBI's taxonomy places the organism in Eukaryota, Metazoa, Chordata, Mammalia, Primates, Cebidae. Gene Ontology annotation, molecular function: phosphatase inhibitor activity; chromatin binding; transcription corepressor activity. The transcript has 11 exons. The record is from RefSeq and is a predicted model, not a curated record. Bases 317 to 1987 code for a protein of 556 amino acids.
GCCUGUGGGGAGGCGCGGAGGAGGCGCGGCCGCCGCGGGACGUCUGGCAGGGCCCGCACCGGAGAGGCGUCUCGGCAGCUGGUGGUCGGCCUGCUACUCCGAGCCUGCGGCGGGGCGGCGGCGGUAUGCACGUGUGAGAUGCGGACGCGGGCGGCGCGGACGCGAACAGCGGCGGCGGCGGCGAGCGCGGCCUCUUGGGCGCGGGACGCGCGGUGCCUGAGGGCGGGCGCGUGGGCGCUGGGCAGCCGCCGACCGCGCCGCCUGCGCAGGCGCUGGUUCAGGACUCACUCGCCUAGCUGAGGCCCGCGGGCCCGUCAUGGAGGCGCCCACCGUGGAGACGCCCUCCGACCCUGCGCCCCCCUCGGCCUCGGCCUCGGCCCCGGCCCCGGCCCCGGCCCCGGCCCCAGCCCCAGCCCCAGCCCCGGCCCCGGUUCCGCUGCGCGCCCCGGACGUGGCGCGGCUGCGCGAGGAGCAGGAAAAGGUGGUCACUAACUGCCAAGAGAAAAUCCAGCAUUGGAAGAAGGUAGAUAAUGACUAUAAUGCCCUUCGAGAAAGACUCAGCACCUUGCCUGAUAAAUUGUCUUAUAAUAUAAUGGUACCAUUUGGCCCUUUUGCCUUCAUGCCAGGAAAACUUGUCCAUACUAAUGAAGUCACUGUUUUACUGGGGGACAACUGGUUUGCAAAGUGCUCAGCAAAGCAGGCUGUAGGUUUAGUUGAGCACCGGAAAGAACAUGUAAGAAAAACAAUAGAGGAUUUAAGAAAAGUGAUGAAAAAUUUUGAAUCAAGAGUUGAAUUCACAGAAGAUUUACAGAAAAUGAGUGAUGCUGCAGGUGAUAUUGUUGAUAUAAGAGAAGAAAUUAAAUGUGACUUUGAAUUUAAAGCAAAACACCGAAUUGCUCAUAAACCACAUUCCAAACCAAAAACUUCAGAUACUUUUGAAGCAGAUAUUGCAAAUGAUAUGAAAUCCAAGGAUUUGCUUGCUGAUAAAGAACUGUGGGCUCGACUUGAAGAACUAGAGAGACAAGAAGAAUUGCUGGGUGAACUUGAUAGUAAGCCUGAUACUGUGAUUGCAAAUGGAGAAGAUACGACAUCUUCUGAAGAAGAAAAGGAAGAUCAUAACACAAAUGUGAAUGUGAUGCAUCAAGUAACAGACUCUCAUACCCCGGCCAGUUGUCAUACGGAUGUGGCAAGUUCAGAACCAUUUAGUGGUCGGUUGAAUAGUCAGUUGAACUGUUCAGUGAAUGGUUCCAGUUCUUACCACAGUGAUGAUGAUGAUGAUGAUGAUGACGACAAUGGUGAUGAUGACGACGUUGAUGACGACGAUGAUGGUGAUAAUGGCCAUGAGAUUUUAGGAGUUGGAGAUAAUUCUAUACCAACAAUAUAUUUUUCUCAUACUGUUGAGCCUAAGAGGGUCCGAAUAAAUACUGGAAAGAAUACCACUUUAAAAUUCAGUGAAAAGAAAGAAGAAGCCAAACGUAAACGAAAGAACAGCACUGGCAGUGGCCACUCUGCCCAGGAGCUGCCGACCAUCAGGACACCUGCUGACAUUUACAGAGCCUUUGUUGACGUUGUGAAUGGAGAAUACGUCCCUCGUAAAUCCAUCCUGAAGUCUCGAAGCAGAGAGAAUAGUGUGUGUAGUGAUACCAGUGAAAGCAGUGCUGCUGAAUUUGAUGAGAGGCGGGGCAUUUUGAGGAGCAUCAGCUGCGAAGAAGCCACUUGCAGUGACACCAGUGAGAGCAUUUUGGAAGAGGAACCACAAGAAAAUCAUCAAAAGAAACUUUUGCCCUUAUCGGGAACACUUGAGGCUUUUUCUGGAACUGUUAUAGAAAAAGAAUUUGUAUCGCCUUCCUUAACACCACACCCAGCCAUUGCUCAUCCUGCGCUACCCACCAUUCCAGAACGAAAGGAAGUUCUGUUGGAAGCAUCAGAAGAAACUGGAAAGAGGGUUUCAAAGUUUAAAGCUUCCAGAUUGCAGCAGAAAAACUAGGCCCUGUGUAGGAAAUGGGAAUUUACAUCUUAAAACCUAGUUGUUCAUUUGUUUAGAAUCUCUAUAGCAAAAUAGGUUACAUGUAGUUUGAAAUAAGGUAUCCUGAGUUACUUUGGCAACAAGUUCUUUUACCCUUACCGGUGGUAUUUGAAAAAAAUCAAAAGUAACUGUCUGAAUACUUUAAUAUCCAGCUUGUUUUGUUAAUUCUCUGAAUACUGUCAACACUUGUCUGAGUUUGCCUUUAUGAUGCAGUGGCAGCAUUUUGAAUUACUUUUCAAAGAAUACUGUUCAUAUGCAUUGUUUUUGUGUUUCAAACUAAAUACAGGCAGUUUUGUACCAGCUGUGAUAUUGUGCAUACCAUAUGGACCCUUUUAAAGACAAUUUUAAAAUUUCAAAUAGAUUCAACAAUUAUAUCACUUGCUUUUACAUUUUAAAGGCACCUUAAAAAAAAAUCUACUUCUCUUGUAGGUUUUGCAGCUAGUUGGCUAUUUAAGAAACCUCUCCCCUCUGAAUGUCAUACUGUAAUCUUUAAGGCAGAAAACUACAUGAGUUAAUUGUACUCUAUGGGAAAAUUUCUUUGGAAAGAUAUUUUGUAAAACUUUUUUUUUUUUUUCCGAGUAAAAAUUUUAUGAAACUUGGUCUCAAAAAUGUUGUGAACUUUAUGAUUCAAAAUUAAGUCUAGAUACAUCCUUGAUUCAUAAUAUA